Messenger RNA from Pelecanus crispus (Dalmatian pelican), 249 nucleotides. NCBI's taxonomy places the organism in Eukaryota, Metazoa, Chordata, Aves, Pelecaniformes, Pelecanidae. The record is from RefSeq and is a predicted model, not a curated record.
AGAAUUAGGAAGGAAGAGGAAGAACAGAGGAGGCAGAAGCUACAGGCUGUGGAGAGGAAGGCCAGGAUGAUGGAGGCUUUCUUGAAGGAGAAGGAGAAGGAGGUUCUCCAGCUGCAGGAGGAAGCCAAAACGUUCAUCACCCCCGAGAACCUGGACGCGCGGAUCGAGGAGUGCCUGGACAACCCUCGCAAAUACACCUUCGCCAUCGACAAGGACGGGCGGAUCGUCAAACGGACGGUCUUGCCUUAG